CACCACCUCCCCGGGCAACCUGUUCCAAUGCCUCACCAUACAAACAGUGAAAAAUUUUUCUAAUAUCUAAUCUGAAUCUCUCCUGUCUCAGAUUAAGGCCAUUUCUAGUCCUCUCACUGCAGGCACGGCAGAAGAGACCUGCCCCCACCUCACUACACCCUCCUUUGAGGUGGUUGUGGAGAGCAAUGAGGUCCCUCCGAGUUGUGCCUUUAUUGCCCAACAUAAACGUUUCCCCCCAUAAUUUCAUUCUGCCCUCAUGUGUUCGGCUGUUUCCCCUGCAGCAGUUCUAAGAACAGUGACUGCUAUUAGAACCUACAGGUUUUUGUGCUUUCAAAACAGUAUCUUGAGCGAUGACAUAAAUCCAUACAAUAUAUAAAAAAUUUCUUGGGAUUUUAGGGUCUUGGUAUCUUAAAUCACAGGCUGAAAAAUGCAAAUGCUCCACAGGUGGGCAAUACCCAGGUUUCCAAGAAAAGUCCUAUCAGAAAAGCAUGUCAGAACAGCCAGACUCCUGAACUGCCCCAUCACCACAGCACUCACAUUUUUAGCUUUUAGAUUUUUAUGUCCAACAUGGCACUGCCCAGGAGAGCUCCAGACAGUCACAUUUCUCAAUGCUGAAACUACCUGUUCGCAGUGACAUUUGUUAACCUUCAUCCUUACUUCACACUGUGUUUACUAGUAAGGACAUUUAUAAUCCUAUUUUCUACUAGCUUGUCCUGCAAAAAGAGGAAUUAUGUGAGUUUUCACUUGUAUGAUUCUAUUAAUUUGGUAAAAAACUCUGCUGUGUUUCUCAGCAGUGAUAAUUUGGCUUUGCUAGAGUUAAACCCCUUUACUAUGUACUUCUCUGCUGGAGUAAAGUUAGAGACAAUCUUUGAAAAAGAUUUGCAGCUGCCUUUGAGAUUAACAUUCUGUAGUAGGCAAUUGUUUCUUUAAAAAACCCUAAUAUACUUUAGGCACCCAAAACCUUCGCUUGCUGUGCCAAAUGUAAGGUGAUGUGCUUUAUUUUCACAAAUCUAAAAUACCCAGUGUAACUCCGAAGCCUGAAGCGGAAAAAAGGUUUUCUAUUUUCUUUCCCCCAGGAACAGAGCUAUGCUGAGAAUGUGUGUGCAGAUAAUAGACUAAUUCAAACCUUCAGAUCAGCUGUUCUCAAAAUCAUACUAUUGCCCAAAUUAAAGCAUAAACAAACAUUUGUGACCGACGUAGCUGCUUCAAAUAGGAGGAUGCCUUGGUCAGUGUUACUCAUUUUGGAACAGACCGAGAGAACGCAGAAUCAAAAUGAAGAAGUUUCUUGUGUUUGUCUCCUUUUUGGUCCUGAUGACCACUGUUACAGACACUUCACCAAUUUUGUCUGAAAAAGAGGCCAAACAGCUUCUGAGAACUCGUCGUGAAAGCAGACCGAGAAAAGCUGGUUUCCCUGACGAGCCAAUGAGGGAGUAUAUGCUUUAUCUCCAGCGCUUGGAGCAGAGAUCAGAAGAACAAUUCCUUGAACACUGGCUGAAUCCACAUUGUCUCCCACACUGCAACAGGGAUCUAGUGCAUCCAAUCUAAUGUUUUUGCCUACCCUGCAAUUGAUCUCCAUGGGCACAUGGAUUUAUACUAUGAUUGUGUUAAGGAGGAAGAGAUUAUUCCUGCAUUGGCUACGUGCUCAUUGUAGACCUGAACCUCUUUGCAAUACAGUGCAAUCUUAGUGAUAGAGCAAAACUUCCAGCUACAAGUGGUUACAUAUGUUAUAGACCACCAUAUAUUUUCUACCAGUAAUGAUUGCAUGCAUGAAUAAAUGAACCAAGGGUUUCCCCCAGUUUCUGAGUUAUGGGCAAGAAUAAAUCCCUGAUUAGCCCUUUAAAGGGCACAGCUUUAGACUGUCUGAAGCAAGAGGACUUAGAGGGAGAGGUCCAUAGAAAAUGGGAGAAUAUCAACAUGAAGAGGCAGCCAGCUUUCUGGACUUUAGAGGAAUCCCUAAUUACAGUUUUCUAGGUUAAAUAACAAUAUUGCAUGAAGACAUAACAUUUACACAACACUCUGUUUAAUUGCCUGAUGAGUAUUUCAUGUAUUGUUUCAUAAUAAA
This is a messenger RNA of Lepidothrix coronata (blue-crowned manakin), 2062 nucleotides long. It is a transcript of the gene CUNH17orf67, whose product is annotated as chromosome unknown C17orf67 homolog. The coding region runs from base 1273 to 1545 and encodes 90 amino acids. Lineage: Eukaryota; Metazoa; Chordata; Aves; Passeriformes; Pipridae. The record is from RefSeq and is a predicted model, not a curated record. The transcript is spliced from 4 exons.